AUGCAAUCUAUAGUUACAGGAUCUACUUACAGGACUCGCACAGUUCGUGGUAAAGGUGGUGAGGGUGAAGUCGUUAUAUUCAUGCUUAUUUUUGUUUGUGUUCUAGUGGUUAUUACUAUAACCACAGCUAUAAUAAGUAAAAUAUGUCAUGAUGAACGUAAUACCGAAGAGGUUGUAACAACACCGCAGCCGAGAGGAAGAUCGUUCGAUACACUGUAUCGUAAUCCAUCACCUAUACAACCACAAAGUUUAAUCAGAGACACGCCUAUCAGAAAUUCAACAGUUUCAAUACAAUUGCAACCAUCACAAAAUAAUAAUUCUAAUAUUGAAAGAGCAACAACUACAGUUCAACAACAAACUUCAGAUUUACCGCCAGCAUAUGAUAGUGUGGUAGAAGAAAGUGGAGUAAUCAUUAUAAUGCAGCAGCAGUCUUUUCUACCUCCAACCUACGAAGCUUUUAUGCAACAAAACAAUGCAAGAGAAAACUGA
Adineta steineri is the source of this 489-nucleotide messenger RNA. The record is from the annotation of a GenBank genome assembly. Lineage: Eukaryota; Metazoa; Rotifera; Eurotatoria; Adinetida; Adinetidae.